AUGAAAAGAAAACAAGAUGAAAAUAUUGUUGAAAAUGAUGAAGAAGAAACAUUAGAAUUGACAAAUCAAGAGGAGGAAUACCAUGAGGGAGAAGAGGAGGCAAAUAAUCAACAACGAGAAUUUACUCCUAUUGAAUUUUCUGCUUCCGAAUUGAUGCAAGAUAUGAAGAAGAAAAAGAAGAGAAGGAAAAAGCAGCAACAACAGAAAAAUUCAGAUGACGAUGAACAAGCAGGACAAGCUAGCACUACACAAAAACCAUUCUUUGUGGUUGAUAAAAAGACAAUAGAAAAGAUUGAUUGGAAACCUCCUUCCGAUAAGAAUUGGUUGAAAGGCUUUUUCCAUUCAUCGAAUGAACAACAACAUGACAAUCAUCAUGCUUCAUCAUCAACAGGACAACAAAUAGCAGAAGAAACAGCAUCCACAACAUCAGAAUUGGACAAUGAAUAUAUGGACGAUUUGGAUGUGGAAGCUCAAAAGUACUUGUUGAAUGUAAGAUUUGAGGCACAAAACUUUUGUGUAGGAACUGUUGUUGCUUCCAACAUUGAUUCCAAGGAUUUUGAGAGUAAUAGAUCGAGCAUGAGGGACAUGGAUCAAUCCUUGUAUAGUACCAUACAUUUAUUUGAUGAAAGUAGUGGUAGUAUUAAUGUGAGCUCGAGUUGGGAAGAGAGUUUCAUGAGAAGUUUCAAAUCUCAAAGAAAUACUGUACAGACAGAUAUUGAUAAAAGAUUGAGAGGAUACACAACUGCAUCAGCCAGUAGUGGAAAUGCAAAGAAAUUUCAACAUGCCUAUCCACCAUUGAAUGGACAUUUUGAUAAGUGGAAACAUGCAUGUCUUGGAGAGGAGAAUGUAUACAUCUUGUGGGAACAAUACAUUAAUAAGCAAAAUGCUGCAGAUGCAUCCAAUAAGGAACAUCAUGUUAAAGAUCAAGAUCAGAAUGAAAUUGAGACUACAUCUUUGCAUGACACUCCUCCGAUCGAUGAAACAACACAUGCUCCUUCCUCUUCAUCAUCAACAGCCAACAGCAACAACAGCAGCAUGGAUGAAACAAGUGAUAAUCAAACCAAUGAUACCACCUGUAAUACUACAAAAAAGAAGAAUAGGAGAGGAGGUAGAAAGAGACAAAAAAAGGAUGCAUCCGAAAAAGAUGCAUCAUUAAUGGAUACUACCUUAGAUACUAAAAUACCAACUUAUGCACUCUUGACUGAUUAUUUGGAUUAUUUGACGAUUCAUGCAUUGUUCAGCAAGAUGAUCCAUUGGACUGUCAGUAAUUUCCACAAUAAUUCAAUUUUGAGAAGAAAGCCCUCUCUGGUGGCCUCUCUUUUCAAUUCCAAUAGUGAUGAUGAAGAAGAGGAGAAUGAGGACAAGUCAGAACAAUCCACAAACAAGGAAAAGUGGAUUACCAAUUAUCUCAUUAAUGAAUCAGCCAACUCUGAUAAUAUUUCUCGUUGUAAUUGGUUAUAUCACUUAUUCUUGGCAAUUGACAAGCCACCAAAUGAUACCAUCGGUGCCAAUAUGAAUCAACUUUUAGUUUGGAUAUUGGAACACUUUUCCACAUUUACACCAGAAGAAAAGGAAGAAUUUAAGAAAUUGGUAAUCAUUAUUAUCAAAUAUUUUGGUCAAGGAAGUCCAUCCAUAAUCAAAUAUCAAGAUGAGACAAAUUCCUCUGGUAAUCAUACAAAAACUUCUCUACUUGUUUAA
Naegleria gruberi is the source of this 1698-nucleotide messenger RNA. RefSeq lists its product as uncharacterized. The coding region runs from base 1 to 1698 and encodes 565 amino acids. The record is from RefSeq and is a predicted model, not a curated record. Gene Ontology annotation, biological process: spliceosomal snRNP assembly. The transcript has a single exon. NCBI's taxonomy places the organism in Eukaryota, Heterolobosea, Eutetramitea, Acrasida, Naegleriidae.